This is a messenger RNA of Styela clava, 1757 nucleotides long. The record is from RefSeq and is a predicted model, not a curated record. Lineage: Eukaryota; Metazoa; Chordata; Ascidiacea; Stolidobranchia; Styelidae.
UAUUUGAUUAAGAUGAUAUAUGAAUAACUAUAAAACUUAAUAUUGAUAAUCUUUAUAACUUUUGUAUGGAUGUAAUCCACAUCUAAUUUUUUGAAGAAUAUCUUGAAUUGUGCAGUGGGAAAAGAUGGACACUCCAGACAAAUCCAGUUCUCCUCCAGCUCCACCUAAGCGCAAAAGUCCAACCGAUCGACAAAUGCAUUCGACUGCGUCAAUGACCUCCACAAUUAAAGUUGACGACAUUACCAAUCUGGUGUCUGUACUAGAAAGUACAGUUUUAAAGACACUGCGUCUCGAGAUCCCUACCAUCAUCCAGCAACAUCUUGAAAGAUCUUUCGAUGCAAACCAGGCCUUCACCAAUAGUCCAAAUUUGGAGAAUUCAAUAACAUCAUUGAAAGAGUCAAUAAACGAGAUAAGAUCUGAAGUAACAUCCUUUACUGAAAUCAAAAACGAAAUCCAUGAAAUCAAAAUAAGCCAGGAUUUCGUGUCGAAAAAAUUCGACGAGUUGAGAUCAAGCCAAAUCGAACUCAACAAAACUGCAACCAAAACAAAAAAAGAGUUAUGGAACUUGAAAAGCUUGUGGAAGAGCUAGAGGAAGAAGUAGAUAUACUAACUGAGAGACAACAGGACCAAGAACGUCGUUCCAGGCUGGCCAAUCUGGAAUUUCACAAUAUUCCUUAUUCGAACGGGGAAAACUGUGAAAAUCUAAUCUCCAAGAUAUGUGAGAAAAUUAAUGUUCCUCUGAAAUCCUUUGACAUCUCCAAUUGCCAUAGAAUGUCAAAAAACAAUAAGAAAAAGCCAUCACCAAUAAUUGCAAAUUUUAUAAACAGAAAAACAAGAAACCAAAUAUUGAAGAAUCGACGUAGACUGAAGUCCUUAGACAUUUCUACAGUUUUCCCGAGCUUUUCUAGAUCCACCAAAAUCUUUGUCGUAGAAAAUCUAACCGACACGAACAAAGAUUUAUUUUUCAAAGCUAGAGAUCUGAAGCAAGCCUGUGGCUAUAAGUUUCUGUGGACUAACAAUGGCAAAGUGCUCAUUAAAAAGAAUUCAGACACUCCUACCAUCCCAAUCAUUACGGAGGAGGAUCUACUUUUCAUAAAACUUGGGCAUGUGGCUCUGCCAUUACAUGAAUGCAUAAGUCUGUACAGCUGUAAGUACGUUAAUCUAAAGGCAUAUUAUUGAAUAUUUUUAAUAUUAUUAUCUUAUCAUACAUGCCUUUUCAUCUCACAUUAUGUAGUGUUGCUUACUUCCUCUGUCGAUAUAAUCAUUUCACUUGUCAAAUUUAAAUAUUAUUGAUGUCUCUUUAACUCAUAUAACGAAUUCUCCCCUUUUCUGGUUGCUAACUAGUAACUACGCUAUACGGCGUCAUGUUAGUCAUGAAAUUUCUCUGUUGUUUUUACGCUCACCCGAGCAUGACAUUAUAAAGCAAAACUGACUUAAUCAGUCACUCUUUCCCGAUUGACUUGCAUCAUAUUUACUUUUUAUUUCCUGAAUUAAAUUCGCUCAGCAAGUCAUGAUGAUAUCAUCCAAUUCAUAUUUUUUUUUUUUUUUUUUACAUUUAUUCAAUGUCAUCUGUUCAUCAAUAAAUCAACACGGUGUCGUUGACACGAUGACUUUUGCAGUCUUUCGCGGCUCCGCGUCAAUUGCGAUAUAUUGUAUGCAUGUAUACUUCAGUCUUCAAUUGAUUUUUGUAUUAUCAUUAUAAUUGUUUAAUUGCGUACAAUAUUUCAUGCACGACGAAAUAAAACUUCUGAGUUCUG